UUAUAAAUAUCUCUUGAAAAAGAAGAAUUAAAUCAUAAUAAUGUUUUUUUCUAAAAGAUUGUCAAUUUGUUUAAUAGAAAUUGUGACUAUAAUAUUGAUGAAAACAUAUGCAGAUGAAAACUGUGAAACCGUUCCUACUGAAAUUCAUGUUACUAAAGAGGAAUUCGAUGACUUGGGAAGAUUAGUGAGAUCUUGUAGUGGGGAAGUAAAUGUAAAUAAAUGCGAAGGAUUGUGUAGCAGUCAAGUUCAACCAUCUGUCGUAACUGCAACAGGGUUUCUAAAGGAAUGCUUCUGCUGCAGAGAAAAUUUCUUACGUGAACGUCUGGUGACCUUAACACACUGCUACGACCCCGAUGGGCUGAGACUUGAAGAGGAAGACCGUGCCAUAAUGGAAGUGCGUCUACGAGAACCCGACAAUUGCAAAUGUUACAAAUGCGGAGACUUCAGCCGAUAACAUCUUAAAUAUCUUUAUAUGUUAUUUGAUUGAGUUUAUUUGUAAAUAACACAGGUAUUUAACUGCAUUAACACGAUAAUUUAUGAAAACUAAUGUCGAGGCCAUUUAAUUAUGUAGUGUGAUAGCACAAAAUUAUUUCAAAAAUAUUAGUAA
Achroia grisella is the source of this 607-nucleotide messenger RNA. It is a transcript of the gene Pburs, whose product is annotated as partner of bursicon. Gene Ontology annotation, cellular component: extracellular region; bursicon neuropeptide hormone complex. NCBI's taxonomy places the organism in Eukaryota, Metazoa, Arthropoda, Insecta, Lepidoptera, Pyralidae. Gene Ontology annotation, molecular function: neuropeptide hormone activity; G protein-coupled receptor binding. Bases 41 to 454 code for a protein of 137 amino acids. The transcript is spliced from 3 exons. Gene Ontology annotation, biological process: G protein-coupled receptor signaling pathway. The record is from RefSeq and is a predicted model, not a curated record.